Cololabis saira (Pacific saury) is the source of this 1058-nucleotide messenger RNA. RefSeq lists its product as uncharacterized. The transcript is spliced from 2 exons. NCBI's taxonomy places the organism in Eukaryota, Metazoa, Chordata, Actinopteri, Beloniformes, Belonidae. Bases 20 to 805 code for a protein of 261 amino acids. The record is from RefSeq and is a predicted model, not a curated record.
ACCAGGUGACAAAGGGACCAUGAACUUCAAUCUCAACUGCCUUUUUGUGCACAGAUCACAUCGAGUCUUACAGUCGGUGUGGCAGGCGAGCUCCCGGUGUUGGCCUGGCUCCGUCACAGAAGGAGGCUUGCCCGCCUCCAGGGGAUGGCUGCGCCGCUUCUUACUGCUGAAGUUGAUAACUGUGCUGCUGCUUCCCCACGGAGCCGCCCCCCCUCUGCUAGUGGGCUGCACGUUCAGCCUGUGGGCCCUGCUGCUGCUGCGCUCCCCUCACAUCUCCACCAAGCCCUCCACGGUGCUGCUGGCCCAGCUGGCUCUGGCAGACAGUCUGGUGCUGCUGCGCUGGCUGCUCCAGCUGGGGAUGGCUCUGGACCAGUUGAUGAAGAGAAGGAUGGGCCGUGAAGCUGACAGCAGCCACGCGAGGAGGGAGGGGUCCGUUUGGUGCCGGGACACUGCCAGCAUACUCUGUCAGCAGCUGCUGGAUGCUCACCAGCUCAUCUCUCUGCUCCUGCUGGGCCUGCUGGGUCUGGAGGCCAUGCUGGUGCAGCGCUGGCCGCUGCAGACUCGCAGGAUCAGGACGUCUCACUGGACGCGGCUCAGCUGCAAUCUGGUGUGGAUCUUGGUGCUGCUCGAACUCGUCUUUCAGGUUUACUCAAGACAUUUGCAGGACUUCAGACAGCAGGGUCCCCCCUCAUCACUGCCCGGUAUCUCCGUCUGCCUGAAGAGGAUGCUGUGGAUGGUGAAUUCCUGGUUGCAUUACACUGUGUUUAACAGUAAACCACGGAGGACAAAGAGUUCGUUUCAUUAAAAGUGGACUAGAAGCUUUAAAUCCAUUCAAGUUUAUGCUUCAGACUAGGGCUGUGCGAUUAAUCGAUUUUAAAUCUAAAUUGGAUUUAUUAAUCACAAUCGAUGUUAAAAAAAGGAAAAUCGGAAAAUCGAUUUUCCUUUUUUGCAGCUGGCUGCAUUACAGACAGAGCUCGUCUGGUCAUCUUUGUUUGGUCAAGAAAAUUGUAAAUGUUGUCACUUUACUAAACUCAAGGAGGAUUUACAGUAUCUUUCAA